CGCCCGCCGCCUCCCCCUGCGCCCCUGCCCGCGCCCCUGCCCUCACCCUGUGCUGCCGGCGCCUUGGACACGCCGUCCCCAGCACCUCUGCCCCUAACCUUUGCCCUGAAGAUGAAGGUUUGGCUGUUGCUUGGUCUUCUGCUCGUGCAGGAAGCGCUCGAGGAUGUCACUGGCCAACACCCUCCCAAGAACAAGCGUCCAAAGGAGACAGGAGAGAACAGAAUCAAGCCCGCCAACAAAAAGGUGAAGCCUAAAAUUCCUAAAACAAAGGACAGGGACUCAGCUGAUUCCCAGCCAAAGACACAGUCUAUAAUGAUGCAGAUGAUGGAUAAAGGUCGCUUCCAGAAACCUGCUGCUACCCUGAGUCUGACAGCGGGGCAAACUCUAGAACUUCGAUGUAAAGGGAAUAAAAUUGGAUGGAGCUACCCUGCAUACCUUGACACCUUUAAGGACUCCCGCCUCAGCGUGAAGCAGAAUGAGCGCUAUGGCCAGCUGACCCUGGUCAACUCCACUGCAGCUGACACUGGCGAGUUCAGCUGCUGGGGGCAGCUCUGCAACGGCUACAUUUGCAGGAAGGACGAGGCCAAAACGGGCUCCACCUACAUCUUUUUUACAGAGAAAGGAGAGCUCUUUGUACCUUCUCCCAGUUACUUUGAUGUUGUCUACUUGAACCCGGACAGACAGGCUGUGGUUCCUUGUCGAGUGACCGUCCUGUCAGCCAAAGUCACUCUCCAUCGCGAGUUCCCGGCCAAGGAAAUUCCCGCCAAUGGAACAGACAUUGUUUACGACAUGAAGAGGGGCUUUGUGUACCUGCAACCUCAUUCUGACCACCAGGGGGUAGUCUACUGCAAGGCAGAGGCUGGGGGCAAGUCUCAGAUCUCUGUCAAGUACCAGCUCCUCUACGCAGAAGUUCCCAGUGGCCCUCCAUCAACAAGCAUCUUAGCAUCCUCAAACAAAGUGAAAAGUGGGGAUGACAUCAGUGUCCUCUGCACUGUCCUAGGGGAGCCUGAUGUUGAGGUAGAAUUCAGGUGGAUUUAUCCAGGGCAGAAGGAUGAAAGACCCGUGACGAUUCAAGACACUUGGAGGCUGAUCCACAGAGGACUUGGACACACCACAAGAAUCUCCCAGAGCGUCAUGACAGUUGAAGACUUUGAAACCAUUGAUGCAGGAUAUUACAUUUGCACGGCCCAGAAUCUCCGAGGACAGACUACAGUAGCCACUACUGUUGAGUUUUCCUGACUUGGAAAAUGAAGUAUAAUGGACUGAUGGAAAGCCCAUUUGUGUACACAACCAGCUUUGGCGUUCUUUCGACUAGUGCUUUGCCAGAGGCUGAUGUUCAGCGCGAAACCCCAACCCCUGCCUUUGGAGUAAGACCCAGACAUCCAAACUGAAAGGAAGUCAUCGGUCUAACAGAAGUGUUAACUUCUCUGGCAGAAAGCAUGUAUUCUGACUGCUUACCUACGUAUAUGCAUUUCUGGUUUUUAUACUAAGAAAGCAUAUAUGUGAACAACUUUAUAUAAUCAUGUCUAUUAAACAAGCAACAUUUCAUAAAAAUGGGCUAAGUGCUCGUUGUUUAGAUUGGCUUGAAGUAUAUCCAGAAGGACUUGGUGGCAGUAAUAUUUGGGUUAAUACCUAACGUUCUAUUUGAUUUAAUAAUAAUACACAAGAAUCUAAAAAUGUAAUGGUAUAUAGUUCAAAUACGUGUGAACUAUGAUAUGAAGGUAUCAGAAAGUCAUAGCACCUUGCCUUUAAGAAACAAAAAAACUGCUGUACUCAGAAGUACUUGUUCUAGGUUAGUACAGUCAGUAAGAGCUACAGCAAGUGUUUUUAAAAGUUUUACUUUCAAUAUAAAAUAGAUGCAUAGAUCAAGGAAGAUUCAACUUCGUUUAGACGUUUUCUUACCAUCUUCAAAAAUAUUUAGACCAUAAUGCCAAUUUUCUUACCUUAUAGAGCAGAAAUUGUUAAAAACCAGUCAAAAGUUAUUUCUCCAAAACACAUAGAGCUAAGCUUUUCUUUUCUAAAUUCAAAGCUAAGUCUAGGACUGUGAGCCAAAUUUCAGCCCAUGACCAAUUUUGUGGUUGUGUUGGACAUUCCUGGGAAAUAGCUUAGGAGGAGACAUGAUGUCAGCUCCCAUGCUAUGAGAAGGGCUAUAAACCGAUGACACUUUGGAGAGUGAAGUAUGUGACAGGUUCCAAUUCUCAUAUUGAAUAUUCCAGCAUUAUUUAUUUGAUCAAAGUAAAAAUACACUUUCCAUCACUACAAACUGAGCACAACUACAGCUGUUUACACAUCCAUAUUUUUAUGACGUGCCAACAUUUUGCAUCCUACAUGAAACAUUUGGUUUGAAAAAAAUCUUAAAGUUCUCUGUUUUGUUUCCUGUCUUCUCUCCAGUUGUCUGGCAUUCUCUGAAGACAUUUUAUACUAAUUGUGUAAGAUUGAUUUCCCCAGACAGCUAAAUAGUACAGAGGAGAGCAGGGAACAGCACAAGAUUUGCCAUUCGAGGGGAUGGGUGGCAAACCCAACUUUGGCUAAUGACAUUGAGAACAACUUGAAAGGGGAAGCAGAGAGAUACUCCAGGAGGUGGCAGUGAACUGACAUUACCAUUUAUCAGAAGCAAACAAGGAAGGUUACAUACAUAAUAAACUAUUGAAGUUUAGACUUCAGACACAACUGCUAAUAAUAAAAAAAACAUGCAUCAUGACUAUCAAUUUGCUAUGUAGUGUACAUGUAAAUGAUGAAUCAAAUAUCCACCUCUAGUAUCCUGAAUCUGCUCUUACUACAGGGGUUAUUUGUACAGCCAUCAGCAACACAGAUUAGUAAAUACUGACAUCACAAUGUUAACACAUGCAGGGAGAGGGAGAAAAAGCCACAGUUCUUCCACGUCCCCGAAGUAUUAGAAUAGGGAGAGGAGAUAAGCAAAGUUUCGAAAAGAAACUGAAAUGUGACUUGGAGGUGAGUUGUGGAAGCCACAUUUUCCACUCAUCUACCUUCCCAAGGACAGGAGGAUUCCUCAAAGGGUACAUGGAAACUCAGCAUGACCUUCCCAGACUGUUUACUUCUAUUAAAUACUGCAUCACUGGUUUAAUCAAGGUACUCUAGUCAUCAAAAAGCACUGAAUCCUACCUUUCUUAGUUCUACUAGCCAAUGACUCUUAUUCUUUAUUCCCUCUAGGGUUUCCAAAAAUUGGUACUAUCAGAUCCAGGCCAUGGUUUUUUUUGGAAAGUGGUUUCAGCACCUUGAAGAUGAGCUGGCUCUGGAAAAGCGUAUUCCAUUAUCCUUGCCCUAGAGAAACAUAGGUAGGAGGUAGAAGGUUUGCUUUUGUGGCUCUGGCUGGGGGAGGAAGGAAAGGGAGGAAAUCAGGAUAAUGCGAGAAGACAGUUUAAGUCUGUGAGGAUAGCUUAGAUCAAGGUAAAAGUGAGGCAGACAUAAUCCAUGGGUGCUGCCCUUUUUCUUCAUACAGAUUUUUAGAAAAAUUAGGGUUUUACAUUUGCUCAUAGCCUGAGAAAAUGGAUUGUAGGAAAAUGUUAGGUUCACGUGGGAAAGUUACAAUUCUACAGAAAAUAAAUCUGGCUAGUUUCUACUGACAUGGCUGGACACUGAACGACUGCACA
Hipposideros armiger (great roundleaf bat) is the source of this 3611-nucleotide messenger RNA. RefSeq names its product platelet derived growth factor receptor like (gene PDGFRL). Bases 112 to 1239 code for a protein of 375 amino acids. The transcript is spliced from 6 exons. The record is from RefSeq and is a predicted model, not a curated record. NCBI's taxonomy places the organism in Eukaryota, Metazoa, Chordata, Mammalia, Chiroptera, Hipposideridae.